Molecule: messenger RNA, 2830 nt
Organism: Otolemur garnettii (small-eared galago)
Lineage: Eukaryota; Metazoa; Chordata; Mammalia; Primates; Galagidae
Gene: POLK
Product: DNA polymerase kappa
Exons: 15
Coding region: 216-2810 (864 amino acids)
Biological process (GO): error-prone translesion synthesis
Cellular component (GO): nucleus
Molecular function (GO): DNA-directed DNA polymerase activity; damaged DNA binding
Source: RefSeq, a predicted model, not a curated record
AAGAUGCAGGAAAUAAAGAAAUACCUGUAGACUCCAGAGACAAAGACCUUCUAUGAAAAGUUUUUUUCUAGGGAAUAUUGCUGGUUUUUAUGGAAUAAGAGCCCACACCUUUAAGACUAAGUUCAACAGGCUUUGGAGGACAUUUACUGUAAGAAGGGCUGGGAUUUUUGAAGGCUUGAUGAUAAAAAGAGUCAUUUUACCUUUAAGUUUACACCAUGGAUAGUACAAAAGAGAAGUAUGACAAUCACAAAGAUGACCUUCUGCUUAGGAUGGGACUUAAUGAUAAUAAAGCAGGAAUGGAAGGAUUAGACAAAGAGAAAAUUAACAAAAUUAUAAUGGAAGCCACAAAGGGAUCUAGAUUUUAUGUAAAUGAGCUCAAAAAGGAAAAGCAAGUCAACCAACGAAUUGAAAAUAUGAUUCAACAAAAAGCCAAAAUUACCAGCCAGCAGCUAUGGAAAGCCCAAGUACAGGUUGACAGAUUUGCAAUGGAAUUAGAACAGAGUCGGAAUUUGAACAAUACCAUAGUACAUAUUGACAUGGAUGCUUUCUAUGCAGCUGUAGAAAUGAGGGACAAUCCAGAAUUGCAGGACAAACCCAUUGCUGUAGGAUCAGUGAGUAUGUUGUCUACUUCAAAUUACCAUGCAAGGAGAUUUGGAGUUCGUGCAGCCAUGCCAGGAUUUAUUGCUAAGAGACUCUGCCCACAACUUAUUAUAGUACCCCCAAACUUUGACAAAUACCGAGCUGUAAGUAAAGAGGUUAAGGAAAUACUUGCUGAUUAUGAUCCCAAUUUUAUGGCCACAAGUCUUGAUGAAGCUUACUUGAAUAUAACAAAGCACUUACAGGAAAGACAAAACUGGCCUGAUGACAAAAGAAGGUAUUUCAUUAGAAACUCUGUAGAAAAUGGAAAUAAAGUUAAUAAACUGAAUGAGCAUGAACGAUCCAUCUCUCCACUGCUUUUUGAAGACAGUCUUCCUGAUUUGCAGCCCUCAGGAAAUCCUUUCCAAGUGAACUCUGAAGAACAAAAUAAUCCUCAAAUACUCGAAAACUCGGUUGUUUUUGGAACAUCAGCUGAGGAAGUGGUAAAGGAAAUACGUUUCAGAAUCGAGCAAAAAACAAAACUGACAGCCAGUGCAGGCAUUGCUCCAAAUACAAUGUUAGCAAAAAUAUGCAGUGAUAAGCAUAAGCCAAAUGGACAAUACCAAAUUCUUCCCAACAGAGAAGCUGUGAUGGACUUUAUCAAGGACUUACCCAUUAGAAAGGUUUCUGGAGUAGGAAAAGUUACAGAGAAAAUGUUAAAGGCUCUUGGAAUUAUUACUUGCACAGAGCUCUACCAACAGAGGGCAUUGCUUUCUCUCCUUUUUCCUGAAACAUCUUGGCAUUAUUUCCUUCAUAUCUCCCUGGGCUUAGGUUCAACAUACCUGGCAAGGGAUGGAGAGAGAAAAAGUAUGAGCGUUGAGAGGACAUUCAGUGAGAUAAAUAAAGCAGAAGAACAGUAUAGCUUGUGCCAGGAACUUUGCAGUGAACUUGCUCAGGAUCUGCAGAAGGAAGGACUUAAGGGUAGAACUGUUACCAUUAAGCUGAAGAAUGUGAAUUUUGAAGUAAAGACUCGUGCAUCUACAGUUUCAUCUGUUGUUUCUACUGCAGAAGAAAUAUUUGCUAUUGCUAAGGAAUUGCUAAGAACAGAAAUUGAUGCUGAUUUUCCACAUCCCUUGAGAUUAAGACUUAUGGGUGUUCGGAUAUCUAGUUUUCCCAAUGAAGAGGACAAGAAACAACAACAAAAGAGCAUUAUUGGCUUCUUACAGGCUGGAAACCAAUCCCUGUCAGCCACUAACUGUAUACUAAAAAAAACUGACAAAGAUCAGUUUGUAAAACCUCUAGAAAUAUCUCAAAAGGAGAGUUUCUUUGAUAAAAAACGAUUAGAAAGGAAAUUGAGCCACCAAGACGCAUUUAAAGAAACCAUGAACAAACAAAGCCUACAGAAAUCACAACCAUUCCAGGUUUUAAAAAAGAUGAAUGAGAAUUUAGAAACAUCAGAGAAUUCAGAUAACUGUCAGAUAUUUACUUGUCCUGUUUGCUUUAGGGAACAAAGACUCAUUAGUCUGGAAGACUUUAAUAAACACGUAGAUGCAUGUCUUGAUGGACCUUCAAUCAGUGAAAGUGCCAAAACGUCCUCGUGUUCACAUGCUUCCUCUACUGAAGUUAACAAGGAAGAAAAUGUGCAUUAUUCUUUUUCACUUUGUGAGAAGCAAAAUUAUGAAGCCCAUCUGAAAAACAGAGAAAUCACUUUAGCAAACUGUGUAGAUUUGGAGGGUGCAUUAGAUAGUUCAUCUAAAGCAGAAUGUGUAGAUACUUUAAAUAACAGGCUCAGCAAGGAGGAAUAUUCUAGUCUUCCAAGGAAGUCUUUUAAUAUUGAAAAUGGUCUUCAGAAUUUUUGUACUGUUUCACUGGAAAAUGAAGACCUUACAUUGUUAAGUAGGCAAGAAUCCCACCAACCUUAUUCAUAUGAAGUAAUAACAGGCCAAACUCUGAUUUGUCCUGUUUGUAAUCUAGAACAAAAGACUUCAGAUCUUACCCUGUUCAAUGAACAUGUGGAUAUUUGCUUAAAUAAAGGUAUUAUCCAAGAACUGAGAAAGGAUAAAGUGAAUCCAGUUAAUCAAUGCAAAGAAAGUUCCAGAAGUACUGGUGGCUCAAGCAGAGUACAGAAGACUGUGACAGUAACAAAAAGGCCAGGACUGAUGACAAAGCACUCAGCAUCAAAGAAAAUAAAACCAAACAAUUCAAAACAUACCCUUGAUACAUUUUUUAAAUGAACAUUGGACAUUUCAUCAUU